GUGAACAAAAACUAUGUCCAAAAGGACGAGAACAACACUUAUCCUAUUCAGAAAUUCCAAACAGAUAUGUUACAGAAAUUCUUGAAGUUGGUGCAAACCACGAUGGUUAUUGGAAUAUUCAAUUGCUUGUUAAACAACUUAAACAUGCGAUUGAUAUUUUGAAAAUUGCACUCCCCAAUACAAUCUUUGUUUUUGGGUUUGAUAAAAGUUCUAGUCAUGGUGCCUUCGCAGAAGAUGCGUUAGUAGCAAGUAGAAUGAAUAUAAAAUAUGGUGGAAAACAGCUGCAAAUGCGUCCCG
Messenger RNA from Racocetra persica, 297 nucleotides. The record is from the annotation of a GenBank genome assembly. Lineage: Eukaryota; Fungi; Glomeromycota; Glomeromycetes; Diversisporales; Gigasporaceae.